AUGGCGGACGAUCUGGACCGGCUGCUGGACGAGGUGGAGAGGCGGCUGUGCCACCGGCGAGGCGGCGGCGGCCCGGAGCAGCCCGCGGCGGCCAAGGAGGGCAGAUCAGCUAAAGUGUUAAUGAGUGCUGACAGCAGUGAAGAAGAUCUAGAUGACAUUAUUGAUGAAAUCUGUAAUGACAGCAGCUUUACCAAAACACCUCCGAAAUUGAAGUCUAAUUCUGCAAGUCUCACACCUGAAAGAAAUAGUGUUGUUGUUGUACAGGCACGUGGGAAAAGAUGCUGUCCAGUGUACCUGGGUGGAAGCCUUUCACCAUCUGGGAUAGGAACAAAUAUUUCAAAAAGGGCGUGUGAUCAGCUGCGCUGCACUGCUUGUGACUUCCGCGUGUCACUUUUCAAUGACUACGUCUGGGAUCAGUCCUGUGAUUAUCUUUUUUUCAGGAAUAACAUGCCUGAGCUCAGUAAACUAAGAGCAAAGAUGAUAAAGAAGAAAGGAGCACGUGCAUAUGCUUGUCAGUGCAGCUGGAGAUCCAUUGAUGAAUUAACUGACCUUCAAACAGAGCAGCAGCUUCGAGCCUGCAGAGGCCCAGCAGUGUGCCUGGGAAGUCUGGCAGUGCUUCCUCAGUGCUCCAGACUGCUCCUUCCAGUGCCCAUGCAGCCUUGCUGGAGAGUCAGAGGUGACUUGUCUUUGGAGAGGUACUACUUGACAUGAUGGUGCAGACAUAUUUAGGGUCGUAUUGUUUUCAGUGAAUUUAGUAUUUUAGGCUGAAGUUUCAACUGCUAGAGUCCAAAACUGGAGUUUCAGGACCAGAGACCAGUUGACUACUGCUCAGUCAGCUCCUAAAAGAGCUCUGCUUGCCUUUCUGUCCUUUGUGAAGAUGCAGCCCUGGUCUGGGCUGUACACUGUGAGUGUUCCAGGGUGUUCUUCAGGUGAGCCUAAGCAACUUUCAUGCCUGGAGAACAUCAGUGCUAAGAAUAAGAGAAGAACCCAGAGGCAGGUAGCAAGCUCUGGGGAAGAAGGAACCUGCUUUCCAUUCUUCUCAAAGAAUGCAUUUCAGAAAGUGCUGAGUUGCCUUGGCUUUUCUGUUCCAAGGCUAUUUGAAACUUAUGACCAAGUAGUUCCACAGGGUGUCUUGACUAGAAUUGUACUGGAACUUGUGCCACAGUGUAGAAACAAGCUGGGCUUGCAACCUGUGAGCCAAAAAUGGGGGAAAUCCUAAUUCCCAUCUCAGUUCAUGAGACCAAGUUUUAUGUGACUAGGAAAGGGAGCUUGUCUCCUAUAUGCUGAACAUUCCCCUGAAAUAAUCAGGUUUAUUCAAGUGUAAUUAACUUGUUUCUGGCCUUGGUCAGAGUGGUGGGAUAUGACAGCUUUUUGUCCAAGGGAAGUUGUAAACAGGUACAGAAUAGUACUUCUGGUGCAGGUUUUCAGAAUUUAUCAUAUUUGUAAAUUUGAGAAUAAUUGCUGCAUCAUUAAGUACAAUUAUUUUAUUGGAAGGAGGAGCAGUAUUAAGAUUUGUUUUUGUUUCCUUUGCUUUCUUCAGUUACAUGUUACAAACCACUCCAAAGUCCUCAGAUGAAAAGAACGUAAAGAAAGGUAAAACUAGAGCUUGAAUGUAGAUUUGAUGAAGGUAUUGUCAGAUUGUACAAGGUCCUCAAGAUGUAGCCCAGACCCUAAUUGAUAUUUCUGUGUCAGUUAUCUGAGAUAGCAGGGAUUAUGUAGAGAAUUCUGUUUAAGAAUGCAAUUCAGCUGUUGUCAAAUGGAAGUACUGGAGAACAGUGUUGCUAAGUAUAAACAUGACCACUGUUUUCCUCCAAUUUUUUGCUUUGGAAUAAUACCAUUUCCAUUUGUGAAAUGGGCAAGAUGAAAAUUUAAGACUUUUAUUUUGCUUACUGAUAUGCUUGGAAAUUUUCUAGCCUGUCCCAUUAGUCUGCAACAGAUCCCUCAAAAAAACAAAAGCAAUGAAGGAUGACAAAAUGAGAUUCCAUCAAAUUUUAAUAUGCUGCUCUGACUUACCUUUCACUUGUUUUACCUGCAAACUAUAGAGGGUGAAUAUAGCUCAGAAGAGUCAUUACUAAGAAUUGACCUGCCAUUAAAAUUCACUUACAGAAGCAUAAUAACAUUACAUAUUGCAAGCUCUGCACUGUAUUAUAUCAAAUAAAGAUUUUUUUUGUCCAAACCUAUUUUAGUUUUGUACUGAAGAUAUUCUGCAAAUGCUGCCACUUGCUGAAAGACUGCCACUGCUCUUGUUUCCUGACUUGUGAGUCUUUGGGUCAUGUAACCAGCACAUUGGUAGUCACACAAUACAAGAAGUGCUAUGUUGGGAGCUGUGUACACAAAUUUUUCUUCCUGCCAGGCUCUUUUUUCAAAAGACCUGACAUUCUGUCUGUAGUGUGACACCUGAUAACUGCAGGCAGGUGGAGUAAAGGGACAUCAGGUGCUGCUCAUUUGUGAGGGCUACAUCUGAUGCCUAGGGUUUGGCUUGUGUGCUUUGAGAAAGUUUUUCAAAUGGCAGCACUUAAUAAAAUGAAAAGUUGGAACUAA
Molecule: messenger RNA, 2541 nt
Organism: Agelaius phoeniceus (red-winged blackbird)
Lineage: Eukaryota; Metazoa; Chordata; Aves; Passeriformes; Icteridae
Source: RefSeq, a predicted model, not a curated record